AUGACCUGGCCCAUUAAAUUAUUAAUUAGGGGGGGGGGGCAACAGAAGGGAGGGAAAGGAAAGAAAAAGGAUCCCAAUGUUCCUAGAAGGCCUCCAUCUGCUUUCUUCCUGUUUUGCUCUGAACAUCGCCCAAAGAUAAAAAGUGAACACCCUGGCCUAUCCAUUGGGGAUACUGCAAAAAAGCUGGGUGUAAUGUGGUCUAAACAGUUAGCUAAAGAUAAACAGCCAUCUGAGCAGAAAGCAGCUAAACUAAACGAAAAAUCUGAAAAGGAUAAUGCUGCAUACUGUGCCAAGGGCAAAAAUGAAGCAGGAAAGAAGAGUCCUGGCAGGCCAGCAGGCUCAAAGAAUGAGCCAGACUAUGAGGAAGAGGAGGAAGAAGAUGAAGAUGAUGAGGAAGAGGAGGAAGACGAAGAACAAGAGGUUAUCCUGUGUUGAUGUGUGAAUCAUGCAUGUGUGCUCAGGCAACUGUUUUGCUAAGAAUAUGAAUUCAAGUGCAGUUCAAUAUUAGCUUCAAUAUAAAAACUGUACAGAUUUUUGUAUAGCUAAAAUUCUUUGUAGAGAAAAUACUUUUUUAUAUUUAUUUAUUUCCUUUUGUUGCUCUUUUUUAAUAUUUAUUUUAUUUAUUCCCUUUUGUUGCCCUUGUUGUUUUAUUGUUGUAGUUAUUAUUGUUGUUGUCGUUGUUGGAUAGGACAGAGAGAAAUGGAGAGAGGAGGGGAAGACAGAGAGGAGGAGAGAAAGAUAGACACCUGCAGACCUGCUUCACCGCCUGUGAAACGACUCCCCUACUGGUGGGGAGCCGGGGUUCGAACCGGGAUCCUUAUGCCGGUCCCUGUGCUUUGCGCCACCUGCGCUUAACCCGCUGCGCUACAGCCCGACUCCCUUGUUGCUC
Messenger RNA from Erinaceus europaeus (western European hedgehog), 889 nucleotides. Its product is annotated as high mobility group protein B2-like. NCBI's taxonomy places the organism in Eukaryota, Metazoa, Chordata, Mammalia, Eulipotyphla, Erinaceidae. The coding region runs from base 1 to 435 and encodes 144 amino acids. Gene Ontology annotation, biological process: regulation of transcription by RNA polymerase II. The record is from RefSeq and is a predicted model, not a curated record. The transcript is spliced from 2 exons. Gene Ontology annotation, molecular function: DNA binding, bending.